AUGUUGUUUGUUUUCUAUUAUCGAGAAACUGCAGGAUUCGGCCUGCGGCCCAGAAGAUUUUAUUCCACUUUUACUUCACGCUUUUUUUUUUCUUUUGCGGCAGCCAUGUCGUGGGCAGCAGUUGCACAGAAGACGAGGGAUGCUACGGCAACAUUUAAAGAGCCAAAGCGGGUUGUUUUUUCUCCUGCCGUUGAGUCCGUAGGUGGUGGCGGUAAUGAACGCGAGCAUAUUGAUGUCAGUAGGACAAUUUGUCAUGGGGUGGGGACAGCAAUUCCUACGUACCAAAAGGGUCUCCUCAUUCUUGACGCAAAUGCCUUUAUUAAAGGGAUGGACAACUUCAAUGACGUGGCGGAUGUACUGGUGACAACUCCGCAGGUUGUCGCGGAGGUGCGGGACCGCGCCGCCCGUGACUUACUGAGCCGUUUUUCACAGGCUCUGCAUGUCUUGGAACCCUCGAAGGAGGCAAUUGCCGCUGUUGUGAGUGUCGCAGAGGAGACGGGUGAUUUGGGCGCCAUGAGUCGAACAGACAUUCGUCUUUGCGCAUUGGCGCUGUACUGCUGUAAAGCCACCUACUCUUACAGCC
Messenger RNA from Trypanosoma cruzi, 583 nucleotides. RefSeq lists its product as uncharacterized. Lineage: Eukaryota; Euglenozoa; Kinetoplastea; Trypanosomatida; Trypanosomatidae. Gene Ontology annotation, cellular component: preribosome, small subunit precursor. Gene Ontology annotation, molecular function: RNA endonuclease activity. The transcript has a single exon. Gene Ontology annotation, biological process: maturation of SSU-rRNA. The record is from RefSeq and is a predicted model, not a curated record. The annotation marks the transcript as partial.